CUCAAAACUCUUAUAAAUAGCUGCCCCUUCCCCACUCAACAAAACCCUUCCUUCUCAUACAACACCAAACUUAAGAAAGAAAACACUUUCUCUAGAAAAAAAAAUGUCAGCCAGCAGCAAGAUCCGCCACAUUGUGAGGCUCCGACAAAUGCUACAACGCUGGAGGAAGAAGGCCGCCACAACGUCCCGUCGCCGCGUCCCGACCGACGUGCCAUCGGGUCACAUAGCUGUCAUGGUGGGCCCCAAUUACAAGAGGUUUGUAGUCCGUGCAACCUAUUUGAACCAUCCAAUGUUCAAGAAAUUGUUGUCACAAGCAGAAGAAGUGUAUGGUUUUACUAACAAUGGGCCUUUGGCUAUUCCUUGUGACGAGUGUUUGUUUGAAGAGUUACUUCAUCACUUGGCUCGAUUCAACUCCUCUAACAACAAUACGUCGUUGUUCAUGCGCUUUGAUGAUUUUCAGAGAUAUUGUCACUUGGAUGUUCGAAAUAACCUUGAUUUCUGGGGCGAUUCUAGACCCCUUUUGCAUAAUAAGUCUGUCUGGUAAUCUACGAGAGACGGAUCAAGAUUUUAAGCCAAUGGAUACAGACACCUAUAGGUAAAGUUUUAGUACAAAACGACAAUUUUUUUCUCAAUAUAUUAACUCUCCAAAACAAGUGGAUCAUCUGUCUAGACCUACAACUUAAAUUUCUGUUAUGAGAAUGUGAUUGGAGAUCGCAAGAAAAUGGACGAGUUGAUUAGCCAGAGAGUCGUCCCAGGUUUUGAAUUGGAAAUACAUUCAAGAACAGAGAAACGAGAAAAGAGACGAGCAAUAAUUAAUGUUGUACAUAUUUUUUGCACUUAUUAGUUUUCUAAAGAUCGAUUAUUGUUGACAGUUAAACGGAAAUUGUACAGAAACUAGAAGCGUGUCUGUUCGUUACCAUUAAUAUAAUGUUUUUUUUGGAUGAAAUAUGAUAAUUUAUAUGA
Messenger RNA from Lycium ferocissimum, 963 nucleotides. RefSeq names its product protein SMALL AUXIN UP-REGULATED RNA 12-like. The record is from RefSeq and is a predicted model, not a curated record. Lineage: Eukaryota; Viridiplantae; Streptophyta; Magnoliopsida; Solanales; Solanaceae. Gene Ontology annotation, biological process: response to auxin. The transcript has a single exon. Bases 104 to 544 code for a protein of 146 amino acids.